Messenger RNA from Xiphias gladius (swordfish), 2880 nucleotides. RefSeq names its product interleukin-1 receptor-associated kinase 3 (gene irak3). Gene Ontology annotation, biological process: protein phosphorylation; signal transduction. The transcript has 13 exons. NCBI's taxonomy places the organism in Eukaryota, Metazoa, Chordata, Actinopteri, Istiophoriformes, Xiphiidae. Gene Ontology annotation, cellular component: plasma membrane. Gene Ontology annotation, molecular function: protein kinase activity; ATP binding; protein binding. The record is from RefSeq and is a predicted model, not a curated record. Bases 72 to 1862 code for a protein of 596 amino acids.
GAGUUUCCGUGUUUAAGAAACUGCGGCGCUCGCGCCCGGACCAGUGUCUGCCUGUGAGAGCAGCCGAGCAGAUGGACCCCUCCACGUUCCUGUACGAUGUCCCCCCGGUCGUCGUCGAGAGGCUCUGUAAAGUCGUGGACAGUGGGGACGACAGCCUCGGAUGGCGCGGACUGGCGGUGCGAGUCCUCCCCAGCCUGCUAGAGGUUCGCAUGCUGGAGCGCCUGGAGGCCGCGGGCCGGAGUCCCACCAGGGAGCUGCUCUGGUCCUGGGCCCAGAAGAACGCGAGAGUGCGGGACCUGCUCCGGGUGCUGCAGGACAUGGGCCACCACAGGGCCCUGCAGCUCUUCCAGAGUCAAGCUCGGGGUGGCCAGCAACGGAGUAAAGAGUCGCCUCCGCCCCCCAGCAGUCAGCACACGGAGGCCGCCCGCCGGAUGCCGGCAGCGCAAGUGCAGGAAUCCCUCCAGCUAGAGGCCGCCUCCUCGAGUCCAGCUUCAAGUCCGGUGAAGUCAGCCGGAGAAAGCCUGCCGCCUGCGGUCACUUUCCGGGACGUGGUGGAAGGAACCAGGGAUUUCCAUUGUGACACAAGGGUCGCAGAGGGCCGCUUCUCCAGUGUCUACAGAGCACGGAUCGGAAACGAAAUGUUCGCGGUGAAGCUUUUCAAACAGAUAAAUAAGGCGUCCUGGAAGAAGCAGUGGGAUAUCUUCAGGAAAGAAGUGGAAGUUCAUCAUCUGCAUAAACAUCCAAACAUCCUGGGCUUGUUGGGCUGUUUCUCCGACGAGGGCCACUACUGUCUGGUCUACCCUUACCUCCCCAACGGAUCGCUUUCCCGCAGACUGCACCACCAGGAUGGAGAGCACCCUUUGUCUUGGCAAGAGCGUCUCACCAUCAUCAAGGGAGUCGCAAAGGCUUUGCAUCACCUCCAUACGGCGCAGCCCUGCCCCGUGAUCUGUGGCAACAUCUCCAGUGAUAACAUACUCCUGGAUGACGCCCUGGAGCCAAAGCUGUCUGACUUUGGGUUGGCUCGCCUACGUCCUCAUUCGGCCACUCAGGACUGCACCAUCACCCUUGAUACGAGUUGCCACAGCAACCUGGGAUACCUCCCCGAGGAGUACAUCCGAGAUGGCAAGCUGUCCUUCAGCCUGGACGUUUACAGCUUUGGAACGGUCAUAAUGGAAUCGGUAACGGGGCGGAAGGUCGUCGUGGACGUGCCGAAACAAACACUGCUGAGAGAUUUGCUAGUCACUGAGGUGGAGGAGAGCGGUGGCGUGGACUCUUGUCUGCGGUUCUUGGACGAGGCGGCCGGUCCGUGGCCGACUGCCGUGGCCCUCAGCCUUCUGGCUCUGGCCUUGGACUGCACCUCCAGCCGCCAACGCCACAGACCGAGCAUGGAGAAUGUGAUUCUGGCAUUGAGCCAGCUGCUCCCUCCGCCGAGAUGCCCGCACGCCGACCAGCCCCACAGCCUGGCUGACGGAGCCCCCGCUAACGCCCAGCAGAGCCCCUCACCCUCCAUACCUGUGGAGCAUGAUGAGCAGUGCAGCCUCCCCGGCUCGCCCACGCAGGCAAGGCCCUGUGAGUGCAGCCAGUCGGAGGUGACAUAUCUGGGCGACGCUAUGGAGGCUCACGGCGAGGCAGACCUGUACAGCAGCUGGCCUGUCCAGUGCAGCUGCCCGGCUGAGACGGGUGGUCUGGCCUGUGAGGACUGCAGGGCCAACGGGUUCACCCCCUACCACACGGAGAGUCCUCAGACUGACUUCGGUGUGGUGGAAAACCCGGCCAAGGAGAGACUGAGGAACAAGCUGAGUCUCUAUGACAGAGGGCUGAUUCACACAGAGGACCUGCUCUCGGAGACGGGGCUGCAGUAGGGAGCAGAACUCCCGUCACGGUCCCGACAACGGGUCAUUUCUGUGGGCUGGUGUGCGCGUGCGCGUGGGCUCGCUAGUGUAGGAUCCCGGUAAGCUACUGUACCCCAGGAACCGUUACUUCUGGGAUCCCCUCUAGAUUCAUAUAUAUUGUGACAGUACAAAUCAACACAACUCAUCACAUCACACUGACACCUGAAAACAUUCGGAUGGUGAACACUGAAGCCUACAAAAUAACAUGACUGGAAAUACUACAAACACUCAAAGACUAACAUAGAUACCAUUUAGUGCUCAAGUGUUAUAGUAGUACAGCAGUUGAAGUAAUUGUAGUAUGGUAAUCAGUAAAGCCCUGAUACAUCCAUUACUCAGUAUUUUUAUUACUAUUAUCAUCAUUAUUAUUAAGGCAUAUUGCCACUACGAUUAUUAGCAUUAUGUUUUAGCAUUAUUUUAUGAUCAUCAUCUGGUUACCAUGGCUAUGACUUUCUGAAACAUUUCUGAAAAACUGAUUUUGAUCACCUCUCUGUGUUAUUACCUGUCUGUUACUCUGUGUUGUUUUUACCUCGUGGGGGGGUUAUUGAUCCUGAACCAGGGGUUUAAGUUUAAAAUGUUCUAUAACGCCAACUCGGCGCUAAUGUUAUCACACCCGGUCAAAUCAAGUUUAAGACCUGCAUCGACAUCAUAUGGUGACUGGUAACACUGUAAAUCCUAUGUAGUGCAUUUGAUACCUAAGCUCGACAGCGGUGGCAAGUGUAUAUAAAGGUACCCUGUAGCGUUUUCACCGCUACCCCCUAUUGCGAAUGUUUUUACGAGUGGCUCCCUGUUUUGUUUGUUCGUUUUAUUCAUGCCGCACAUCUCAAAACAAAAGUCACAAAGUGCUUCACCGCAAAAAAACUGAUUGUUAGAGAGGUACCGCUCACUUAAACGUGUUCUUUUUGAGCCGUACACUAAACGAUAAGACUGUACUGUGUUGAAUCACAUCAGUGCUGUUGUUUCAUGUUGACAUUUCUUAAUAAAGUUAUAA